Molecule: messenger RNA, 3142 nt
Organism: Harpegnathos saltator (Jerdon's jumping ant)
Lineage: Eukaryota; Metazoa; Arthropoda; Insecta; Hymenoptera; Formicidae
Gene: Tango6
Product: transport and golgi organization 6
Exons: 8
Coding region: 110-2890 (926 amino acids)
Biological process (GO): protein secretion
Molecular function (GO): protein binding
Source: RefSeq, a predicted model, not a curated record
GUGAGUGAGAGUGAGUGAACUAAUGCUCAUAUAACUUCUUGUAGCCAUAUAAAAUAAGAAGAACUGUGUUGGCGGUCCUGUGAGCGCGGUCUAAACAAAUACCAAAAAUAUGUGUAUGAAAGAAGCUCUUUUAAAAAUAUUGUCCACGUUGACGUCCAGCGAUAAUGAUUGUUCCGAGAGUUUCGAUGAUAAGCUGACACAAAAACUAUGUGAAAUAGAAUCAUUAAUCACAGAUGAGAUGGACAUACAAGUAGAAAAUCAAACCAUCCGUGGAAAGUAUUUACAAACAUUAGUUUCUAUAUUAAAUAACAUUACAAAAGUAAAUAUAACAGAUGACGAUGCAACCUUUAGUGUGAAACAGAUCCAAUCUAUGAAAAUUGCAGUAGGACUAAUAGUGUCCAUAGGAAUUAUACCCUGUUUAGAAAAAGGUGUAGGUAUAGAUAUGGCAAAAUUAUGUCCCAGAGCUACAAAAAUUCCACAAGAAAACCUCACUUGCAUGCAGAGAUACGAACGAAUAAGAUUUACAACCAUUGCUCUCACAGAUCUAUUUCAUGAUAAUAUCUUACGACCAACUAUACUUUUAUAUCUCAGUGCGAUAUUGGCAGCUUUGUUACAAUUAUCUCAUGCUCCAUUGAUUAAACCCAAUAAAGAGAGUGGGGAAACAUCAAAUGCCAAAGACUGUGAUCAAGCGCAAUUUCGUAUGACAGUGAAACGAUAUCAAGAUUUGCUGGGUCAACAAAAAGAAUUUUAUGUUAGAUUAAUUUCACUAUUAAGUAGUUGUCCGCAGUACAAGUGUUUCCAAGAAUUAAUGGUAAUUCAUGGACAACAAAAAACACCAAAAUGGUUACGCACAUGCACUCGGAACAUUUUAGUUAGCAAGAUUACACAACCAGGUGGAGUAUUAUCAUUAAUUAUUGCGAUUUGCGGCAAUGAGUUGGAUAUAGGCACGAACUGGCGUAUGUUGGACUUGAUUUCCAAGUUAUUAGCAACAUCCCAUGGAAAAGAUGCGGACGAGUAUUACAGACUUGUAUGUCCACAGAUUUUAGAUCUACUCUUUUCGGAUAAAAUCAACCAUGGCUCAACGAUAGUGAACUGUUGUAUUGCCACUCUGUAUGAUUGCAACUCAUCCUUCUGUCAUAAGUACAUCAUAGAAACCGUGUGUGCACCUUUGAUAACGACAGAACCGUUCGUUUCAAGGUCCGAAAAGGAGACUGAGCGAUGUAUCACGACAUUGGCGAAAUGUUUUCUAGUCGAAGAUGCAAAGUUUAAGCAUCUACCUAGUAAACUCAUCUUGCACGUUGCUACGCCUUUAUUUUGUUUAUACAACAAAACUCGUCAAAGCCCGUGCAUAUUGAAAAAGCCUUUGCAACAGUUGUUGCUGAAAAUCCUUGAGGAUGAGACAAAGCGAGAAAAGCUGUUUUCUGCUUUUCUGGGGCAUCACACAUCGGCAGAAUUCGGAGAUUAUUUGCUGCCGGAAUUCGGACCAAACUGUGGUAUCAAGAUCAUUGGCUUGAGCGAAGAUCUAAGAUACAUGGAAUUAGCUGAUACAAUUUACGAUCUAGUGUGUAUCGCUAAGAAUUUAUCGCCUAGUAUGUUCACUUAUAUAUUGAGCUUUCUGUCAAAUAUAAAUCAAGUGAAUGAAACUAGACAACGAGCAAGGUUAAACACAGAAGACGAUCAGGUAAGACACCUAGAGAUGCAAAUAGCGACUUGUGCACUUCUCCAACGGUUAGCCGAUAUGAAUACUGUUCGUGAAGCACAAGCGAAAGAACCACAGUCGUUGCUGUCGUUCAUAAAAUUCUUGUUCACCAAAUAUAUUAACACGAAGAAACGACAAGAUGAAAUGGAAGAGAAUGAGUGUGAGCUACUGUGUCUCAGCUUAAUGCUGAUAAAAACGUUGGUUGAAGAAAAAGUUGAGCUUCGCGUUAAUGCGUUUAAAAACUUUAGCAAAUUCUUAAAGCAACAUGUUAAAUCAAGUCUGCCUACGCAGCUUGAAUCAUUGGUAAACGAAGUGGUGAAAUGCAUUGAGACUUAUGGAAGGUCUAAGAGGAAAUAUCACAAAGAUUUAUCGGUGAAUACGUCGGCGUCGAACAAGUUCGACAAAGCCAUAAAAGAUCUCGCGGAUUCAUUGAUUCCUGUUCAGGCAAAUGGUCUCAUAACACUUAGGAAACUGAUUGAGGAUCAGGAUCCCUUCACUAUCGCGCAUAGAAGAAUCGUUUUAGAUCUGUUGCAGACAAAUUUAAAGCACGAAGAUUCGUACAUAUACCUGGCGUCCAUCAAUGGGCUGUGUGCUUUAGCAACUGCAUACCCGCAGGAAGUUAUAAAAAUAUUAAUACCUGAAUAUAUCGACAUGCCUAAUCGCAUUACAGGUACAGAAAUAACUAAUGAAACCAGGAUUAAGCUCGGCGAAAUAUUGGUCAAGACAACGAGAGCUUUAGGUGAAAUGGGCGUGGUUCAUAAGAAUAUGCUAGUCAAUGGCUUCUUGUGCGCCGUCCGCGACAAUGAAUCCUUGGUACGAGCCUCCGCUCUUUCUUGUUUAGGAGAGCUUUGCAAGGUACUGAAUUUUCGAUUAGGAAACUUGCUUAACGAGAUUGUCUACUGCAUCGCGAUGAUAGUUAAAUCCGAUAAAGCUCCCGAAUGCCGGCGCGCCGCCGUAUUGGUCGCUACGCUUUUAUGUCGCGGACUUGACAAGGACACGCUCAACAGUCUCGAUCACAAUCUGGUUAACUUGUAUCGUAGUUUGAAACACCUGCGCGAUGAAGACAACGAUCCAGUGUUACAACUCCACGCUCAGUUAGCCUUAGAAGAAAUUGAUUUGAUUGUACAAGAUGUGCUAGCCAAACCGUGCAAACUUGAGAAACAAAUAUUCAUAUUAGAUCGACCAUUGUGAUAUGAUAGAAUAUUCGGACAUUUGUUUGCUGUACAGUAUUUUUGAUUACUAUAUAAUGAUAUCUACAUUAUAUAUAUACACACACACAACUUUCACCUCUUGCUCCGUCACCUUGUCAGAAUUAGCUUUGGGAAUGUUAUCUUCGUCGCCAUAUAAAAGUAAUGUAUAUAUACUGGAUUAACCACUUAAAUAUUUCCAAGAUUAAUUAAUAGACAAUAAGGUAAACAAUUGAUAAAAAUUGAUAUGCCUAUA